GAACAUUCUAGUAUUUCCGUGAAGUAAAACCAAGUCCAGAACGCACUGUUAGUUCAUUCAUUCAUUCCUUCAAUCAUUCAUCGCGCGCGCACGCACUGCACCCUAAGCUCGAGUUUCCUGCUGUCAGUCUGUCAGAAGUUAGUCUUAACUAAGUCAGGACACCCUAAAAGUCAGUGAAAUUCGGCUGAGGUAAAGCAGGGACAUGGAUGAAGAGUUCACUCCGUUAGACUGCCUUCUGUCCACAGGAACCCAGAAGAUUUGCCUGGUCAUCCUGAAUCAACCGCUGGAGCCUCACUUCUUCCGUGUGCUCUGGAAAAAAGCUGUGAUCCGAGCAUGCGCAGACGGCGGAGCCAACCAUCUUUACCAACUGACAGAGGGUGAAAGGGAAAGUUUUCUACCAGAUUACAUAAGUGGAGAUUUUGAUUCCAUUACACCUGAGGUCAAGACUUUCUACUCAGAAAAGAAGUGCAGGCUGAUUACAACUGCUGAUCAGGAUCUGACAGACUUCACUAAGUGCUUGACCCUCAUGCUGGAGGAAAUCAAGGAGCGACAAGCGCAGGUGGACACCAUCGUCACGCUGGGAGGCUUAGGAGGGCGAUUUGAUCAGAUCAUGGCUACAGUGGAGACGCUUUUUCACGUUCAGAAGAUGUCGGAGAUCCCGGUAGUGGUCAUCCAGGGUGACUCUAUGGCCUGUCUGCUCCGAGAGGGCAGGAAGCACCAGCUGUACGUGAACACAGGUUUGGAGGCCAAGUGGUGUGGUUUGAUCCCAGUGGGCAGCUCCUGCCUCACUAGCACCUCGGGGCUCAAAUGGAACCUGGAUAACCAGCUGCUGGAGUUCGGGAAGCUCGUCAGCACGUCCAACACCUACGAAGAGCUCGAUGCCAAAGACGAGAGAAAACCUGUGACCAUCAGUACAGACAAACCUCUUCUAUGGACUAUGGGUAUUAAAACAGAGUAAGCAAAUACUUAGGAAGUGGACAUACACGUGCCUUAUGAUAAUGAACCGUUUUAAUAAAAUAAUUUAAAAAAAAAAAA
Ictalurus punctatus (channel catfish) is the source of this 1035-nucleotide messenger RNA. RefSeq names its product thiamin pyrophosphokinase 1 (gene tpk1). Gene Ontology annotation, molecular function: thiamine diphosphokinase activity; ATP binding; thiamine binding. The record is from RefSeq and is a predicted model, not a curated record. Bases 203 to 958 code for a protein of 251 amino acids. Gene Ontology annotation, biological process: thiamine metabolic process; thiamine diphosphate biosynthetic process. NCBI's taxonomy places the organism in Eukaryota, Metazoa, Chordata, Actinopteri, Siluriformes, Ictaluridae. The transcript is spliced from 9 exons.